AGUACCGAUCAGUGACAUCAAUGUCUGAAAUGUUCGAGAUUAUAAAUUACGCGAGUACGUUAUAAAACUUAAGUGCGUGAUUGACGGAUCAUCAAAAACACGCUGUCGAAAGCGGCUGCACGUGACUGUUUCCUAUCACUACCAUUGGUCGAUCCAGGCGAUAGGCGACGAGCCGGUCGAUAAGCAUCCUCGCGAAUUCCUCGCCUGCCUCAAGAAUAGACGCCAUUGACCAUUGUCAACUCAGUUUGACCGAGUUUUGUCGUGCUAUUAUACGACUAUCUUUUCUUUCUUCCUCUUUUUUGUUUUUUUUUUUAACGAAUUUGACGAACGAGUGGAAUGUUGGACCCUGAAGUGGAAGCUGUAGUCGUCAAUCUGCGACGAGGUUCAAGUUGCAGAAUACCUUCGACCUCUUCUGUUGAAGAGAGUGAGCUAGGCUUGCGUCGCGGUGGUUCUCUGAAGAUCUCACGGACGAGCGACGAUCAUCACGCCGCGCAGGAACGCCUGACGAGCACGAGAUCGUCGCCGUCGUCGACGUUGUCCACGUCUUCUUCGACCGUGUUGACGGACAGAUGCGCCGGUGGCGGCGGAAACAAUAGAACGUUCCGGUCCGCCAGGCGAUACGUACCUGAAGCUGCGAGUGACGCACCUGCGCCAGAGUACCUCGCCAGAAGCCUCCUGCAACUUGGAUGUCCUGCUGUGUCGAUGCCCACACCUCGAGGCGGUGUCGGGUCGGAGCAACCGCCGAGCAGUGACAGCGAUGACUAUACCGCCCAUCACGAGCAAGGUGCAGGUUAUGGACAAAACCUGGACAGUUACACCCUGCCCAAAGUCAAGGUGUCGGGCCCAUCUAACGCCGAUGAAUCCGCUUCCAUCAUCAAUGGGUCUGCGGGGUCCAUAGGCGCGCGAUCGGCACCCAGCACGCCCUUACAAGCCGCUCCCGAAGCCGGGGGCCAACAAUCGAUCAGCGGGUCUCAACUCACCGUGGCCGGCGCUAGCUAUCCUCAGCCUCCGAGGAGCCCUAGUCACGCGGCCUUGAAAUGUAAUGACAGUCACCUUUCAAAGCCACUGAGUAGGAGUACUCCAUCGAUGGCAGCUGGCGGCGUGCAAACUCCAGCAAAGGUUAGCAGAACCUCUUCGAGGUCGUCGCCGACUACCAGCAGCGCGAGACAGAAGAAGUUCCACAGGCACUUCAGUCAGUCGUCGAAAUUUCGCUAUCAGGUGGCCGACGAUGAGCGUGUACUGAAUUACUACAGCUGCGCGCUGGUAGGCGACAUCCUGCUACAGGGUCACCUAUACAUCACGCCCAACUACUUCGCAUUCUACAGCAAUGUGUUUGGCUACGUGACGAAGCUGCUGAUACCGACGGUGUCGGUGUUGAAGAUCAGCAAGGAGAAGACGGCGAAAAUCAUACCGAAUGCGGUGGCAGUGGCUACUGAAGAGGAACGCCACGUUUUCUGCUCACUGCUCUCACGCGAUUCUACCUACAAGCUGAUGAAGCAGGUUUGGGACGCGGCGAUGGAGCCGCAAACGACGGUAGACGCGUUGCCGGAGAUUGACACGGACACGAAGCGUCUCGCGCCAGACGACGUUGACGACGAUUCGAGUGUGUCCGAGAGUGGUACUGAUAUCACGCAACCGAACGUCUGCACCACCGAUCCCGACGGUGCUCCUGAGAUCCUCAAUAAGCCAAAUUUGGCACCCCCCAGACUGGAGACAGCAGUAUUAACAAAGACGCUGACACCGAGCAAAUCCGAUAGGCUAAGAUCUUUGUUUACCAAUGGAUUGAAACCUGGCAUGGUGAUAACGAUACUGGUAGCUCUCUUGGCAGUUCUUUACGUAUCGGCGGCUCUAAUGAUGAUGCGUAUUGACAGGCUGCAUACCGCUUAUUUAAACCAUCCCCUCGUCUCACCGGAACGUUUCACGCAAGACCGAUUGUUGCACUAUCUUAACACGAAUCUAGAUCAAAUAGUGAAGGUGCGGCAGAGUCUGCAGACGCUAUCGCAGCAGUUUGUAACGAUGAGCCGGGGUGGUAGCCAGACAGGAUCGGCCGGUGGCGUGGUGGAACCGGAAGAUGCGCCGAGUUAGCCCUCGACGAUAGGACUCAAUUUAAUUCAGCCAAAAAACGACACGAAGCCCCGUCGCCCUACUGGCGCACGUAGCAUUACCUCGUGAACGGCGACGCUGUCGCUUAUCGUUGUCAUUGUCUUCGUCGUUGCUGCGCUACUCGUUGAUGAUCGCGAGGAUCGUUUCUAUGCAUAGAUCAUCGCGCGAUCGUCCCUCCGAAUAGGAGUUAUUGUCGUUUUAGUAUCUAGACUUCCGUGGGAGUUUAGAGAGGCAGCUGUCUCGUAAAACGAGAGCUCUCGGGCUCAUCUCGAGCGCGUAUCUUUCUCGAGCGAACUUCAAAGCAAACCUCGAGCGCCCGCGUAAGCCGUAUUUGCGGAUAUUAUACGUUGUUUUAACGGAAACAUACACAUAUGGAUAAAUAUACCUCAGACACAUAUAUAAACAAUAUAUGCAUACGAAGAAAGCGAAGAUACGAAGGUAAGUGAAUGGCGAGUGAAAGGGUUUUUGCUUUCUUUUUUCUUUUUAAGCUAGUCACGCGUGUACCUAAGCCCUGGGGUACGACAAAAGAAAUAGAAUGAACAAAAAAUGGUAUAUGUACAUAUACAUAUAGUAUAUAUCUACAGUUAUAUACAUAUAAAGUAUCUAUACAUACAGAUAUAGAUUAACAAUGCAUAUUUCGCGCGAUUACUUGUUCGUUGAUUAUGUAUUUCGAGCUAGUCGGGCACAGCUCUGUCA
This is a messenger RNA of Trachymyrmex septentrionalis, 2799 nucleotides long. RefSeq lists its product as uncharacterized. The coding region runs from base 337 to 2085 and encodes 582 amino acids. Lineage: Eukaryota; Metazoa; Arthropoda; Insecta; Hymenoptera; Formicidae. Gene Ontology annotation, cellular component: plasma membrane; endoplasmic reticulum membrane; endoplasmic reticulum-plasma membrane contact site. The transcript is spliced from 8 exons. Gene Ontology annotation, biological process: intracellular sterol transport. Gene Ontology annotation, molecular function: sterol transfer activity; sterol binding. The record is from RefSeq and is a predicted model, not a curated record.